AUGUCUAACAAACAAUCUCUUGACGAGGAGGCCCGCAUGAUUGCGAAGAUCUACUCGACCGACUACUACAGGAAAGUCAGCGAUCUUGCCCGCAACACCGGCGGUACUGUCUAUGACCCCGGCAUGGGUCCUCCCCCUCCAUCCCCAGCCCUCAAAGAAUUCGCCCCUAUACCCCCAAGCUCUCAAGCUCCACGACCAGACACACCCCACCCAAAUGAGACCUACAUUGACAAUUCGCUCAUCCCUGGCAAGACAAUCGUCAACGAGAACUGGGACGAAAACCUCAAGCGCGUCUUCCGCGGGACAUACAGCAGAAGGGACUGGAAGGACCUAGAAGACAUGACGAACAAAUGCUGGAAGUACCUCCGCGGGAAGAAAAACCGAAAUCGAAGGACUGAGAGGUGGGAUAUGAUCGAGAUUGAGUGCUACGGGAGACUCUCGGUCUGGGGUGUUCAUAAUGAUAUGAUUGCAGCGCUCAUCGGCUGGCCGGUCAAUGUGCAAUGGACCCCUGAGGAGGAGACUCACUCCAGAGCCGCUAUUCUUGAUGAGUGGAAGUACAUUCAUGUGACACCGCAGGAGGCUGAGGCCAACGUCAAGGAACGUCAGAAAGAGCUCUCACCGGAAGUGUGA
Molecule: messenger RNA, 630 nt
Organism: Fusarium mangiferae
Lineage: Eukaryota; Fungi; Ascomycota; Sordariomycetes; Hypocreales; Nectriaceae
Exons: 1
Coding region: 1-630 (209 amino acids)
Source: RefSeq, a predicted model, not a curated record